Molecule: messenger RNA, 762 nt
Organism: Talaromyces proteolyticus
Lineage: Eukaryota; Fungi; Ascomycota; Eurotiomycetes; Eurotiales; Trichocomaceae
Product: mitochondrial ribosomal protein L37-domain-containing protein
Exons: 2
Coding region: 1-762 (253 amino acids)
Cellular component (GO): mitochondrial large ribosomal subunit
Molecular function (GO): structural constituent of ribosome
Source: RefSeq, a predicted model, not a curated record
AUGAUCUGCCAACGGUGUCGAACCCAUAUCCUCUCCAGGAUUCAAUUCCAACAACACACUCUCCGCUCGCCGUCAUCAUGCGGAUCUACCAGUUUUCUUAAAAUCCAGCCCCGAUUUGUGAGCACCGACAGCCCGCGAACUCCCGCUAUGCCGCCUCCCCCGACUCCCAGACAACCCGGCGUGGGCUCCGUGACAGUUCCCUCUGCUAUAUCGUCUUCAACUCCAGGCGUCUCCCAACCGCUCAGCACACCUACAGAUGGGGUGUCUAAGCCCGCAACAUCGGUUAACGAUAAUAAGGGACCCGCGGAAGCUGCUGCAGCAUCUGCUGCCGCAGCACGCCAACAACCAAGCAGUUGUCCACCCGGCACCCCUAUGACCGGUCUUGAUUACAUAAAAAAUAAGCCCGGUAUUGUCGCUUUGGAGGACCACGAUUAUCCGGAAUGGCUUUGGACAUUGAUUGACGAUGGCUCCAAAAAGAAGAAGGAGGCUGGGGGCGUAGACCCAAGCACAUUGAACAAAAAGCUGCGCAAACGAUACGAUAAGAAAAUGGCUGCAUUGGCAGCUUCUCGACCCCGAAAAAUACCCGUCCAUGAACAGUCUCUGGAUAUUACGCCUGCAGAGCACAACAGCGAACAGAAUAGCUCGAGAGAUACUCUAAUCGAAGCGGUGGCAAGUCUGCAGAAGAGGGAGGAAAUUACAAAGAGCGCUAGAGAAUCCAGGAGGAAGGGCAUUCGCGAGGCUAACUUCUUGCGUGGGCUGUAA